Messenger RNA from Homarus americanus (American lobster), 1936 nucleotides. RefSeq names its product circadian clock-controlled protein daywake-like. The record is from RefSeq and is a predicted model, not a curated record. The coding region runs from base 79 to 843 and encodes 254 amino acids. The transcript has 6 exons. NCBI's taxonomy places the organism in Eukaryota, Metazoa, Arthropoda, Malacostraca, Decapoda, Nephropidae.
ACCUCAAGUCUUAAGACGGUACUACACCACGUUGGAGUUAUAACUUGACGAAGGAAGACCCCCAGAGGAGUACUGGAAAUGUCUGUAUUCGUUAGUCUUGGAAUUGGGUGGUUACUAGCAACUACCGUAGUGUCAACGAGUGUCCCAACAGCUAGUGAUUUCCUGUCACAACUACAAGCUUGUAAGCUGUCAACAAACGCAGAGCUGAAUGUAUGUCUGACCCAAAACUUUCAACAACUGAAGCCAUUCUUGUCAACUGGUGUACCGGAAAUUGGCCUACCUGUCUUUGACCCAGUGUUCAUCCCAAAGAUGGUAUUUAGUACUAGUGAAGGAGCUGUAACUGUGAAUGCUUCCUUCAAUGACGUUUGGGUGAAGGGAAUUGCCAAUUAUUCAAGUGUGGCCUUCGACUCGGAUGUGGGUAGGAGUCGGUUGAGCUUCAAUAUCCACAUACCUCGACUGGAUGCUCGGGGGACCUAUAGCAUCAAUGGAAAGAUUCUUAUAUUGCCAGUUGUCAGUUCUGGGCCUUAUGCUUCAACCCUGACCGGAUUCAACUUUGUGGCGAGUGGUACGCUAACUGUGGUACCGACAGCUGAUGGCGACCGGCUGACUCUCUCUGGAAUGACAGUUGACUUCACCAUAGACGAUGUCAAGCUUAUUCAAGGCAGCACCUCUAGCAAACAAGACAUUUUACAACAAGUGGUGAACAAAUUUCUGAACACGAACGCAAAGGUAAUUCUUGAAGAGAUUAAACCAGCGAUCCUGAGGCAAAUGCUAACGUUCGGUGAAGAUUUUAUGAACAACAUCUUGAAGCGUAUUCCAGUCGAUGCCGUCAUCCAGAAUUAGCAUCCGCGUCAAUCCGUCUAACGUCAAUCCGUCUCGCGAUUACUAUUUGUAAGUUGAAGGGAAGAAAAGUUGGAUUAGCCAUGUGAUUGAUUAAAGACCAAGUGGGAUUGAUUGAUGGAUGUGAAUGAUGAUUUUGGGGGUUUGAUAAAUAACCUGUAGAUUAAUCCUCUCAUCCGUGCAUUUUCUGACGGCUGUAGACGUUAAUUUUAUACGUAUCUUUAUUAUUUAGACGCGUACGACAUCAUUUAGGGGGAAAAGAUUACAGAUUCUGUAGUUUUUUAUGUAGUGUUAUGUAGUAUUGGAACUGUAUUUUUGUGACUGUAGGGAACUGUAUUUUGUAGUGACUGUAGGGAACUGUAUUUUAUAGUGACUGUAGGGAACUGUAUUUUGUAGUGAUUGCAGGGAACUGUAUUUUGUAGUGACUGUAGGGAACUAUUUUGUAGUGACUGUAGGGAACUGUAUUUUAUAAUAACUGCAACAAACUGUAUUUUUAGUAACUAGCAAACUGUAUUUUUUUUAGUAACUGUAGCAAACUGUAUUUUUAAUAUCUGUAGUGAAAUGUAUAUUGUAGUUUAUUUAGCAAACUGUAUUUUGAUAACUUAGCAUUUAUUUUGUAUUUGGAAAUUCCAUCUAUAGUAUUGUAAUUGAUCAAAGAGUGAUUUCUGAUUGGUGGAGAGAGUAUAGAUGCCAGAAUAAGUGAUUUCUGAUUGGUGAAGAGAGUAUAAAUGCCAAAAUAAGUGAUUUCUGAUUGGUGGAGAGAGUAUAGAUGCCAGAAUAAGUGAUUUCUGAUUGGUGAAGAGAGUAUAAAUGCCAAAAUAAGAGAUUUCUGAUUGGUGGAGAGAGUAUAGAUCCCAGAAUAAGUGAUUUCUGAUUGGUGGAGAGAGUAUAAAUGCCAGAACGUAGACUGUUUUGAUGUUUGAGUACAGGUUUUUGUGUAUAUAGGUGAGAAAAAGUUCGCAGAUGUUAUGAAAUUGGUGAUUGUGUUUUGAGAGAUAUGUACAGGGUGUGUCAUAAGUACUGCCAUUAUACUGUACAGGGUGCGUCAUAAGUACUGCCAUUAUACUGUACAGGGUGUGUCAUAUGUACUGGCAUU